CACAGUGACGUCACAGAUUUGUGUAUGACGUGAAACACAACGGACAUCUGAAACGAAAACAACGAAAAGCUAAACUCUCUCAUUUGACCUAAACAAACACACUAACCACUUCGAUGUAUGCCGCCCAGACCAAACUUCCAAGCACAUAAAAUGAAUGCCUUUGUGGUGAGUUGCCCUAGACGACCUUAAAGGGUUUCGCUUUCCAAGCCCGGUUAAAUGUCCUGUGAUAUAUAUCUGCUUUUUCUUCUCAACUCUUCUUGUACGGUGCAGUCGGUUGACGAAUGUGACAAAUUCUUUGGGGCACCUUCCUUCAACCAAUAUAAUGACACAAAUUCCCAAGAAUAACAAUAUCAAGACUCACCCAAGUGUGAGGAUCAAAGGAACUGAAACCAAUUUUAACCCAGUCAUGUGUUUGGAUUUAUCGUGUUCGAAUCAAAAUCCUCAUAUGCAUUGUCCAUUUUGUGUGAAGUCCGAAUCCUAUCAAGAUCCUGUCAUUCUCAAAGUCCACUACCGAGUGAAACAUGUAGACAAGGGGAUAGAAUUUGCUGGUUUAAAGAUUUUACGCUGCUGUGACCACUGUGACAUAGUAGGAAUCAUCAAAGGUGAGAAGAAGUUCAAGAGGGCACACUGGCACUGUUACAAAUGCCGUAAUGGUUUCAACAGACGUGAUGAGGCGAUAAAACAUUAUAAAACACAUUUUAGAAAUCCACAGACAACAUUCCAAAUACAGAUUGCUCAGGAAGUCACUCAAGCAUCGAACGCAGGGGCUGAAGACCAAGCCGCCACUCACACAAUCAGUCAAGAAGAAGUAUCCAUCCAUCCAGUUCUUACAGAAGCAGCCAUAUUGUCAAGUCCUAACACAGAUGAACAGAACACCUACGUAAGUCGGACAUCAAAUAAUAUUUUGAGCAACGGCAAGUCCCCCGACAGAGCUGUGCACGUAUCUGUGGCUGCAAAUGAGACAGUAGACACGACAGACAGCCAAACAAUCAUGAUCAUUAAAGAAGACAUCACAGACAUCAACAACUCCUUCACCACUCAAAUUGUCUCGAAUGAUGACGUAACAAUAUUUAAUAAUAAACUCUCAGAAAAAGAGUAUGCAUUGCUUCAAGACAAAUACGAUCAAUUGGCACUCGACAAAGCUCAACAGGAACAAGAUUUCAAGGCAGAAAUUGAGCAACUCAAGCUACAGAUUGAAUUGCUCAAUAAAGAACUUUCUAAUUACCAGAAGAGAGAACAGGAGUUGAUCAAUCAACUUUGUCCACCAGCAGAGAAGACAGUUGCUGAAUUAAUUGAACACAUGGAGGUGCAACAUCGGAACUUACUGAACCAACACUUGGCUCAGCUACGCAGCACCUACCUAUCGAAUCUACCGUCUCACUUGACCGACACUACUAUAGUGACCACGUCGACUACAUCUUCUCAAUCGGACACUCUGCUGACUUCGUCUGCUGUUGCCGACGACGGAUGCGAGCAGGAGCAGCAGGUAGAGAGCGAAGAAUACGAGACAGCAUCCUCGUUGCGACAGCAUCAUCAGUCCCACGUCGCAGUCGAGGUAAACAGUGCAGAGAGCCUUGAGCAGCAUCAACAGGAACAUAUAGCUUAUUUAACAGACAAUGUUGUAGCCCGUAUACAAACGGCUCACUCUCAUAGUGGCCAGGUCCACGACGACAUUGUAAUCAUAACUUCGUCUGAAGAUCCGACGGAUCAGAAUGAACCGAACGAAAGUAGUGGGAUGGAGAGCGAGCCUUUGAUCAUAUGUGCUUCGACAAUGGACGAGGCUGUCAGUUGUAGCACUAACAACGAAGCCGAGAACAAUGAGACUACUGUGAUUGAUCCACAACAGGAGCAGCUAAGUACGGAAGAGGAGAAAAGCGGUUCUAAAACUGAUACAGCGACAGAGGUUCAGGUCGUCAGUAUAAUUCACACCCCAAGCAAAAACGAGAUACCUGUUAAUCAACCAAAACCCCACUUUGAACCCCCAAACAAACGGCUGCGCACUGAAACGUGAAUAACAAACACUACAACAAAAAGAAAAGAAAAGAAAAUGUUCCAAAUGGAGAGGAGCUGGGGUUCAUGCCUUGUAAUGUUUCACUAAAGAUUGUUAACGAUUCAGUACAGUCUGAAGCUUUCUACACAGUCUUGCAUUUAAUGAGCUUUAAAAAAAAAAAAAUGAAUUUUUUAAUCAACAAAUGGGAAUUUCUUAUCAAGUUGACUCACAAAACAAAUAAGUUAAUCUUGUGAGAGUCCCAAAUGUGUUGAGGUGUGCAAGGUGUGCAGGAAAGCUGGUGUAUAUGUUCAACAGUUCAGAAUUUAAUUGAAGGGGAAGAUUUCGGAGUUAUCAGACAAGUAAUUCUAUAGAAAGAUUCUCUCUGGUUCAUAUUGAAAUUUCUUCUUUACCUCAUAUGUUAAAACAUUGUGUGUGUUUGUACAUGUGUUGUGUAUGUAUGUUGUUUUGUUUUCUGUGUAUCUGACAGUAAUAUUUGUAUGUACACUUGGAAAACAGAAAGUCAAACCAAAACAGAAUAUCAAACCAAGAGGGAGGUGGGGAAACUAACUCAGCAUUACAUGUUUACUGCAUCUCUUCUUCACUCCCAGUCCUGACAGUAAAAAACAAAAACAAAAAACCUUCCUUCAAUUAAGGUUUAUUCUUCUUCCCUUUUGUCCUGUCUGGUUCAUGUAGAAAAGAGAAGUACUAAAAUACCAAAUUAAGAUCCGUGCACAUUGAAACAGUGUAAAUAAAGAAUAUUUAUUUUC
Molecule: messenger RNA, 2757 nt
Organism: Octopus bimaculoides (California two-spot octopus)
Lineage: Eukaryota; Metazoa; Mollusca; Cephalopoda; Octopoda; Octopodidae
Source: RefSeq, a predicted model, not a curated record